UUCGCUUUCCCUUUCUUUAGGGAGAAUCAAGUUUAGUGAAAUUGUGUGUGGUCUAUAGAUGAGUUUUGGGCCGUAACUUUAAGCAUGAUUGGGGAUGUACUUAAGGAAAUCUUGUCGAGCUGAGUCUUGGUGAAAAACUCCAUUGAUCUUGUAAGUUUAAUCAAUAACCAGUGCACGAUAUUCGGGUUGAAAGACGACAGUGAAAAUAACGUCACACUUCUCUCUCUUGAAGUAGUCUGCAUGUUAUUUUCAAAACAGUGAAAACGAGGAAGGGCGGCUCUUCCCAGAGUUCGACAGUCGUUAAUCAAAGGCUGCUCGGAUGGUUGUGAUCGAAUUCGACCUGCCCCGAUCCGUCUCCCUUUCCGCGCUGGACGAAAACAAUGUGACCCUUAAAGAUACCCCCGAAAAUGGGGGCCAGGAAUCCAACAAGAUGGUUCCAAGAGCUACACUUAUAUGCCGACCAAAUUCACACCCUUUCCAGGAGAGAAAUCUCAGCUUGGAAAGUGCCAUGAAAGUUGGACGGUCAGUGGCCAGAGUAAAACCUGCUGUCAACAAUGCCAUAUUCGAUUGUAAAGUAUUAUCUAGGAACCACGCUCUGUUGUGGUACAAAGAUGGAAAGUUUUAUUUACAAGACACCAAAAGCAGUAAUGGAACAUUUGUGAACAAUCAGAGAUUAAGUAAAGGAUCUGAAGAAUCAGCACCACGAGAAGUGUGCUCUGGUGAUAUAGUUCAGUUUGGAGUGGAUGUAAUGGAAAAUUCAAGAAAAGUUACUCAUGGAUGUAUUGUAGCCACUGUGAAGCUGUAUUUACCUGAUGGCAAAGAAGCCAAAGCCAGUCCCUCAACAGGGAUUCAAGAGGAAGAAGACAAUUGCGAACUUGGAAAACAAGAUCUCUACCAGCUAAAUCAAUGGAUUCAGGAAGCAGUUAUUCGAGAACAAGUAUUAGAAACGAAACUAGGCUCCUUGCAGCGUAUUGUGAGUGCUACUCGCGAAGCAGCUGAAAUGGGCUGGACAGCGUUAAUGGAGGAAGAUAGAUUAUUAACCCGAAUAGAAUCCCUCGAAAAUCAACUUAUCGUAUCUUCCAAAAACUUUCACGAGGAUAAACUACGUGAGGAAAUCCGUAAAUUAUAUGACGAGAAAAACAUUUACCAAGAUGUUUCUAAAGAAUCUUUGCGGAAAGUGCUCACUGAAAAGAUGGAAACUCUUAAAAAGUUACAGGAAACCGAACGAUCGUUGAGCAACGCAGAAGAUGAACGCGACAACAUGAAAGAAUUGAACGACAAGCUGAAUGAACAAAUACUGGAAUUGGCUGAAAAAUUUGAGAAAGAGUCGGAAGAGUUACAGGCGUGCAAGAGGAAGUUGCAAGAGGCAGACAAUCAGCAGAUUCGCCUUGAGCAAGAGAUGCAAUCACGGCAAGACGCACUACGUGAAGCCCAAGAAAAAGAAACAAUUCUUUUAGCUCAGGUGGAGAGCAGGCAAGCGGAAAUCGAUUUCACCAAAGAGCAGCUCGCCAAUCUAAGACUACGCCUUGAUUCAAUGAAAGUAACAGAAGAACUGAAGAAAGAUGAAAAUGAAAUCGGCGGAGAUGAAGUUGAAGAUAAAAGUAACAAUGUCAAAGAAAAUCAAACGGAAACGUUAAGACAUCGUGUUGCCCAACUUGAGUCACAACUAAAAACAUCAUACGCAAAAAAUCUCAAUGGAGAAUUUGUCCCAGAUCCUAUUGGAUACAAGUCAAAAGAAGUUGAUCGUCUACAAGGUCCGUGCACGUGGGAUUGUUAUCUUUACCGCAAUCAGUUGGCAUGUUGUAGUUUAAUUUUACAAGAGCUUUUGGAAGAAACGCGCGCCAAGUGCCGAGUACUUGAGUCAGAAGUUGAGAGACGGCAGCUGGAAGCACAAGAUGGCUGGUCCGCUGCUGCUCACCUACAACAAUACUUUAGAAAUCUGCACAAUAUCCUUAAAGGUUCGUCCGAGCAAGAUGAGGAAUUCACCGAUGAACCGUCUGCGCUGGCAGAGCUUGUUCGUACCAGCAUCGUUUCGCUAAACAAUGAGUAUCAAGAGCUUCGAGAAGCGAAUGCGAAAAACAAGGACCUCAUUUCGCUAUUAACACUGCGGCUGAGCAAUUACGAGAAGGAAGAGAAGCGUGCACAACACACUGCUAACCAGAAGGGUCUGACGUCCGAGAUGGAAUAUCUUAGGGAUGAAGUCGCUAUCCUCACCAUCCAAUUAAAAGAGAUGGAAGUGUCGAGGAUAGAACAAAUCGAGGAACGCCAGAAAUGGCAGAGGGCCUAUCAAUCGCUUGCGCUCAGCGUCGAGAAUCGAGACAGUGGUGUAGCCAGCGGAUUUAGCAGUCCAGUCAAUAAUCCCCCUAGUUCCCGUGAUCCUGAAAUGAGAGAUUCAGGCAUUCGGGAACUGAAUUCGGCUGACGAUCUUGUUACCGACGAAUCCAUAACCACUCAGCAGUUGUCUGAGGUACAGAGGGAACUUGAAACAUUGAAGCGCCACUACGAAAAUGUACAAAGCGAGAAGAAGGAGCUGGAAGAAGAAUUUUCCCAGUUAAAGGACAAUUACUCGUUGCUCUCUUCUCAGUCAAAAACGGUUGGCCGCUGGAUGUAUGUAGUCCCAUUGGCCGUUCUUGUCUUGGCGGUCCUCAUAGCUUUUAGGCCAUCGGAUUGAAAUUAAGAUUUAAAAGUUCAGAGAAAGGGGAAACACCGAUUCUCUUUCUUUUGUCUUCCUUUAGAAAACAAAACGUGUGUGCCUUUUCAGACAUUAUUUUUGUUUUUUUGGUCCGCUCUUUCCGUCGACUCUUUUUUUUUUUUAAGGAAACGAACAAAGUGAGAAUGAGGAGAAAAAAAAUCGGGAAAAACAAAGCAAAUAAGAAGCUAUUUGAACUCUUCAAUAGAUUCGACUUUAAUUUGAAUUUUCCUUUUUCCUCUCUCGCUUGGCUUCCGUUUUCAUUUUUUUUUCUGCGGUAUUUGUUACCUUCUUAUUAUUGGCUUUCUUUUCUCUUGUCUGUCGACUUGUGUUUAUGUGCCUUUCAAAAUUUAUUUUAGAGAUGAAUUUAUUGUUUUGUUAGUUCGAUGUUCGUGGCCAAAAAGAAAAACAACGCAAAAAAAACCAUUCAGAAACAUUUUUUAUCACUUUUUGUUGCUUCGAUUCACGUUAUCCUUUAAACUUUCAUUUUGCCGUUUCGACUAACACCGCAUUGACGUAAGAAAUUGAUGCCAUUGGCGGAUACAUAGAAAACAAAAAAGCUGAUUCAUUGGUUAUUAUUCUUUUUUCUGUCUAUGUUCCUCUCUUUUCGUCGUGUGCCUCGUUUUUUUUUUUUGUGGGUGUAUCCGCGCGUUUCUUAUAGGCGACGGCGUUAUGUCUGAUGCCCCUGCUCGUAUUGUUCGUCUCGUUCUUCCUGGCCUUCUACCGCUUCUUCUCGCGGCUGACGGCCACCUUCGAGCCAUGAGAGAUUAGCCGGACAACAGGAAGAAUGAGUCAAUAACACAGCAAAACACCAUCAAUUGUUAUUUCCUGUCCUUAUAUUGUCGUUGAAAGCUCUUUUUUUUCCACUUUAUUCAUCCUACGCAAAUGGCGGAAUAAGCAGACAAUGUGCUUUUCGUUUCUUUCUCUCUAUUGGAACAUUUUGCUAGCAGCAGCAGCUUUUUACUUUUACCAAGUGCCAUCAAAUGACAAAGAGUGAUGUCAUAACUAGUGUUUUCGCGUCAGCGCUACAGAAAAUGGCUUAGUCUCCUUUCUGUGUAACACGUACAACGUCGGUGGGGGGGAGGGUGGGGACGUAGAGAGUCCUUCACCUGAACCUAACAGGACCUGUGCAGAGUUAUUUUUUCUUUUCCUUUAGCUAUGUCUCUUAUCUAUGGUUUCCCACUGUCACACAAAAAUACGCACCCCUCCGAAGAAUGUUGUUCCUCUUGUGUUUUCUUUUUUGAAUUGCAUAGUUUUACGGCAUAGUUGGGAGUGCAAUACUAGCCUCCCGAAUGAAAUUUUCCCUUUUUCUUUCUUGCGUUCUACCUCUUGUCUAUCCACGAGCUCAUUAUCGCCGAUAUCUUUCUCUUAUACGUGUGACAAACAGUAUAAAUUUCGUCAACGACAUUCAUUUCAGCUUCGCGCGUAUUCGAUUUGAUAAAAAAAGAAAAGAGAAGAGGGAUCGUAUACAUUAUUGAUUGAUGGGUCACUGAUUUAUUCUGUGCUACUCCCAUUCGCCUUCUUCAGGGCUUUGGCAACGUGGAGACGGAACCAUGAAAAUUCCGCUACACUGAUGCUGGCCCUGGAGCAGGAGUUGAUUUUAAUUUUUCCCCUCCAAACUGAUAACAAACAAACAUGUUCUUUGUUUUGUAGUCUAGUCUUCAACGGAUAUUGUACACACCCCCAUCACUUCUUUCUUUACCCCAACCUGUCUCGAUGCCCUGUGUCUUGUUAUUUAACUCGCCCUUUAAACCAGAAAAAAAAAUUUAGAGAAAGAGCAAAACAAAAACAAAACAAAACUAACAAGACAAUACAAUACUUUGUUUUUU
This is a messenger RNA of Daphnia carinata, 4518 nucleotides long. RefSeq names its product sarcolemmal membrane-associated protein-like. The coding region runs from base 320 to 2671 and encodes 783 amino acids. The record is from RefSeq and is a predicted model, not a curated record. The transcript has 16 exons. NCBI's taxonomy places the organism in Eukaryota, Metazoa, Arthropoda, Branchiopoda, Diplostraca, Daphniidae. Gene Ontology annotation, molecular function: protein binding.